UGUUGUCACAAGAUCAGCACAUCGGUAACUAUUACGGCUUGACCACUGCACACUUGUAAAAUGAGAGCGGCAGCGGCUGCGGUUGCAGUGGCGCUGCUGUUGCUGCAGGUGGCGGCGGUCGCAGCAGCACCCAGGAACGCCGGCUGCCUGUCCUCCGGAGAUCCCCGCUGUUGGCGCUCACACACAGGUACCGAUGAGCAGCAUCACGCUCUUGGGACACCAGACACUCAGAAAUCGUCGCUUACUCAGUCAAAGGUUGAGAAUGACAACACAUGGCUACAUUCUGAACAAGAGGAUGCUGAACAUGGAAGAAGUGAGCAACACUUAGUACAAAAUGUAGAGAAGAAACCUUUAUAUGGCUGGUCUAGUCUCAUAAAAGCUAUAUUUCAAGAGAAAGAAAACAGAAGCAGAAGCGAAGAAGAUGACAGCAGCGACAGCAGUAGUAAUGACAGCAGUGACAGCAGUGGAAGUGACAAUGAAAAUUCUAGUGGUGAUAACAGUGACAGCAAUGAAAGUGAUGGAGAUGAUAGUAACAGCAGUAGUAGUGAUGAGGAAAAUACUAGUGGUAAUAACAGCGGCAGUAAUGACAGUGAUGAAGAUGACAGUAGUAAUGAUGAUGAAAAUACUAGUGGUAGUAACAGUGGCAGCAAUGAGAAUGAUGAAGACGACAGUAACAGUAGCAACAGCAAUAGUAACGAUGAUGAAAACAACAAUGGUAAUCACAAUGGCAGUAAUGACAGUGAUGAAGAUGAUAGUGGUAAUGAUGAUGAAAAUACUAGUGGUAGUAACAGUGGCAGCAAUGAGAGUGAUGAAGAUGACAGUGGCAAUAGCAACAGCAGUAGUAACAAUGAUGAAAACAACAGUGGUAACAACAGUCAGAGUAAUGAGGAUGACAGUGACAGUGGAAAUGGUGGUGGAGGCGAUAGUGGAGAUGGAGGUGAUGGUGGACAUGGAGGCGAUGGUGGAGACGGAGGCGAUGCUGGAGAUGGAGGUGAUGGUGGAGAUGGAGGCGAUGGUGGAGACGGAGGCGAUGGUGGAGACGGAGGCGAUGGUGGAGACGGAGGUGAUGGUGGAGACGGUGGUGAUGGAGGUGAUGCUGGAGAUGGAGGCGAUGGUGGAGACGGAGGCGAUGGAGGAGACGGAGGCGAUGGAGGAGACGGAGGUGAUGGUGGAGAUGGUGGUGAUGGUGGAGAUGGUGGUGAUGGAGGUGAUGCUGGAGAUGGAGGCGAUGGUGGAGACGGAGGCGAUGGUGGAGACGGAGGCGGUGCUGGAGACGGAGGUGAUGGUGGAAACGGAGGUAAUGGUGGAGACGGAAGCGGUGGUGGAGACGGAGGUGAUGGUGGAGAUGGUGGUGAUGGUGGAGACGGAGGUGAUGGUGGAGACGGAGGCGAUGGAGGAGACGGAGGCAAUGGAGGAGACGGAGGUGAUGGUGGAGAUGGUGGUGAUGGAGGUGAUGCUGGAGAUGGAGGAGAUGGUGGAGAUGGAGGCAAUGGUGGAGACGGAGGCAAUGGUGGAGAUGGAGGUGAUGGUGGAGAUGGUGGUGAUGGAGGUGAUGCUGGAGAUGGAGGCGAUGGUGGAGACGGAGGCGAUGGAGGAGACGGAGGCGAUGGAGGAGACGGAGGCAAUGGAGGAGAUGGAGGUGAUGGUGGAGAUGGUGGUGAUGGAGGUGAUGCUGGAGAUGGAGGAGAUGGUGGAGAUGGAGGCAAUGGUGGAGAUGGAGGCAAUGGUGGAGAUGGAGGUGAUGGUGGAGAUGGUGGUGAUGGAGGUGAUGCUGGAGAUGGAGGCGAUGGUGGAGGCGGAGGCAAUGGAGGAGACGGAGGCGAUGGAGGAGACGGAGGCAAUGGAGGAGACGGAGGUGAUGAUGGAGAUGGUGGUGAUGGAGGUGAUGCUGGAGAUGGAGGCGAUGGUGGAGACGGAGGUGAUGGUGGAGACGGAGGUGAUGGUGGAGACGGAGGUGAUGGUGGAGACGGAGGUGAUGGUGGAGACGGUGGUGAUGGAGGUGAUGCUGGAGAUGGAGGCGAUGGUGGAGACGGAGGCGAUGGUGGAGACGGAGGCGGUGCUGGAGACGGAGGUGAUGGUGGAAACGGAGGUAAUGGUGGAGACGGAAGCGGUGGUGGAGACGGAGGUGAUGGUGGAGAUGGUGGUGAUGGAGGUGAUGCUGGAGAUGGAGGCGAUGGUGGAGACGGAGGCGAUGGAGGAGACGGAGGCGAUGGAGGAGACGGAGGCAAUGGAGGAGACGGAGGUGAUGGUGGAGAUGGUGGUGAUGGAGGUGAUGCUGGAGAUGGAGGCAAUGGUGGAGAUGGAGGCGAUGGUGGAGAUGGAGGUGAUGGUGGAGAUGGAGGCAAUGGUGGAGAUGGAGGCGAUGGUGGAGAUGGAGGCGAUGGAGGAGACGGAGGCAAUGGAGGAGACGGAGGUGAUGAUGGAGAUGGUGGUGAUGGAGGUGAUGCUGGAGAUGGAGGCGAUGGUGGAGACGGAGGUGAUGGUGGAGACGGAGGUGAUGGUGGAGACGGAGGUGAUGGUGGAGACGGAGGUGAUGGUGGAGACGGUGGUGAUGGAGGUGAUGCUGGAGAUGGAGGCGAUGGUGGAGACGGAGGCGGUGCUGGAGACGGAGGUGAUGGUGGAAACGGAGGUAAUGGUGGAGACGGAAGCGGUGGUGGAGACGGAGGUGAUGGUGGAGAUGGUGGUGAUGGAGGUGAUGCUGGAGAUGGAGGCGAUGGUGGAGACGGAGGCGAUGGAGGAGACGGAGGCGAUGGAGGAGACGGAGGCAAUGGAGGAGACGGAGGUGAUGGUGGAGAUGGUGGUGAUGGAGGUGAUGCUGGAGAUGGAGGCAAUGGUGGAGAUGGAGGCGAUGGUGGAGAUGGAGGUGAUGGUGGAGAUGGAGGCAAUGGUGGAGAUGGAGGCGAUGGUGGAGAUGGAGGCGAUGGUGGAGAUGGAGGUGAUGGUAGUGAUGGAGGUGAUGUUGACGAUAAUUCUGCUGCUGCUGGCUGUGAGAAGGAGCAGCGAGGUGUACGUACCUUGCAGUUCAGGCAGAACGUGGGCAAGGAGGAGAUGCGUUGCCCUAUUGUGAGCAGCCUGCCUGCAGUUGCGGAGAUUGUUGUUGCCACGUUCUUGAGGCAGUUGCCGGUGAAGGCUGGCUCAUGGACACCAGCCACUAGCUGGAGACAUCCUCCAGCUGAUCUGGAAUCACCUCCGGCAUCUCCUCACUUCGACACAGCUCCCACUCCAUCUCCUCCACCAUUGUGGCAGUCCAUCAUUCUCGCCUGA
Schistocerca americana (American grasshopper) is the source of this 3264-nucleotide messenger RNA. RefSeq lists its product as uncharacterized. The coding region runs from base 61 to 3264 and encodes 1067 amino acids. The transcript has 5 exons. NCBI's taxonomy places the organism in Eukaryota, Metazoa, Arthropoda, Insecta, Orthoptera, Acrididae. The record is from RefSeq and is a predicted model, not a curated record.